Molecule: messenger RNA, 1357 nt
Organism: Arabidopsis thaliana (thale cress)
Lineage: Eukaryota; Viridiplantae; Streptophyta; Magnoliopsida; Brassicales; Brassicaceae
Exons: 1
Coding region: 46-1215 (389 amino acids)
Biological process (GO): photosystem I assembly; response to photooxidative stress
Cellular component (GO): chloroplast thylakoid membrane
Source: RefSeq, marked reviewed
AUUUUCUUAUUAGUCCUCAUUCAAUUUCAGGCCAAAGAGAAACAAAUGGCGACAGAUGUUCUCAGCUUCAGGGACGAUAGUAGUCUCGAGGACUGGCAUGACUUUGAGGUUCUAGGUGGUGGAGACGAGCCCAAGAUUCUUAUCAAGAAGACGAGUAUGCAAUCCGUAUCCGAGAGGCGGAUCUCGGUUGAUCCGCAAUCGCUAUUGUCCAGGAAUGGGAGCUUCGAUAUGAUAGUCUCACGUCCGAGAGACAUCGAUGACUUGCCGUUGGAUCAUCAAAUGAAGACGAAGUUUGUGAGCUGCAGCCUCCCAAACUCAGCAGCUACGUCACCUAGAAAUAGCUCUAUUCACAACUGGAAGGACAGAACAACUGAGCAAGUUCUUGACCUAAUGCUCGUUCAAGAUGCAGCCACUGCGUUUCGAAGAAGCAAAUCUUGCGGCGAAGGACGUGCUUGCACACCAUCGCUCGAUUUCGACAUGCUAUUGCAUAAAUCAAGAAAUGCACAUCAUAAUCAAAAUCAUCAUCGUGGCUUCUCUUCCUCUAACUCUAAGAGUCUCUCUCACAAGAGUAGUGGAAACAACUCUUUCUUCUCCAAAACAGAGUCUAACAAAAGCAACAGAAGCAAUAGCAAUACCGCGAAUUCGAAAAGCAUCAAUUCAUUCGAAGACGGAUUCAAAUGCAGCGCUUUGUGUCUAUACCUACCCGGUUUCAGCAAAGGAAAGCCCGUAAGAUCAUCUCGAAAAGGUGAUUCUUCGUUCACCAGAACAACCACGAUGACUUCCUCUCAAUCGAUGGCAAGAACCGCUUCCAUUAGAGACACUGCCGUGCUCUCGGCUCGAGCCUCCCUAGAGCGGUUCGAGUGCGGUUCUUGGACAUCUUCGGCUAUGAUUUACGAUGACAAUGCCGAUCUUGGUGGCCAUUUCUUCGACUUGCCUUCCGAAUUGAUCAAAGGUGGGCCGGGAGGGAACGAUCAAGACGAUCCUGUUUCAGCUGCUUUCGUGUUCGACAAGGAACCUAAUUUGGACAAAGAGAUCAAAGGUGUUUUGAAAACGUCUGGUUCGAAAUCAAGAAGAUCAAUGGAGUCACCACGUCACGUUCGGUUCUCAACCUCGUCGCCGGUUUCUUAUCCAACGUCUCCGACACAUUCAAUCACGCCACGGUUGCUACAAGCCACCGAGGAUUUCAGUAGUUUCUUGGAAGCUCAAGCCGUGUGAAUAAUAAAUGGACAGUUUUCACUAUUCUUUUUUUUCUUUUAUUGAAUUUUACCGAAUGAAGUUAACACUUCUUCUCUUGCUGAAUAUUUUUUGUAGCAAUUGCCAUUCGAGAGAAUUAAAACUUUUCCAUUGUAAAAAGAAU